AUGGGCCUCGCAACACCACUCCGCCGCCUGCCGCUGCAGCGUGCACUGGCUACACUCCGCGCGUCCGAGGGAUCGCAUAAGCUCUCGACAGAGGUUGCGGGGAUCGCAGUCACGUUCCGUCCCGACGGCAAGAAUGAGCCGGGGCCGAUCAACUUCCUGUCGCGCUGGGCGCCGCGGAUAGCAUACGCCAACCCGACGCUCCCGUUCCUCGUCAACCGUAUCCCCAUGCCCUUCAAGCCGUCGAGGAGCGAGUACAAGCCCAACGUGGAUCCGAACGCCCCAACUACCGAAGAGGAGAUCACGCGCCGCGCAGAGGCGGAGGCACAGGUGCCCAGCUUGACGGUUUCGUUCCACUCCAAGCCGUCCCAGACGUUCGAGCUCAACGCCCUCACUGCGCCGCAGAUCUGGGCCCGCGUCGCCGAUCUCGCUGGUGCCCCCAAGCCCCAGCCCCAGGCCGAGGCCGAUGCCGAACCCCAGCCCCAAGCCCAGCCCCAGUCCGCAUAA
Molecule: messenger RNA, 504 nt
Organism: Cutaneotrichosporon cavernicola
Lineage: Eukaryota; Fungi; Basidiomycota; Tremellomycetes; Trichosporonales; Trichosporonaceae
Exons: 3
Coding region: 1-504 (167 amino acids)
Source: RefSeq, a predicted model, not a curated record